GCACCACUAUGUGUUUCGCUUGUUGAAGUAUGAAUGAUUGAAAUUUACGAAAAUUUUCUUCCAUAGUUUGUUCUGAAUUGCUUAACGGAUAAAUCAAGCAAAAGUUUACUUUUUUUGGACGUAGCAAUUGGCGUUGAGGACCAAAAAUGUGAAAAAAGGGUGCGAAAUAAGAAUAGAACCACUUGAGUUUUUCAACAAAAACAUGAUUAUUUUUAAAAAUUUACUGUUUAAAAGUGAAUAAUAAUGCUUCUACGAAUUAUUCGAAUAGAUAACUGCAUUUUAAGGAGUUUUCCAUAAUUCCAAAGGUUGUCAAAGGUUUUAAAAUAGAGUUUCAAGAGAUGCUCCUCUAGCGUUAAGGAAUUUGAUAUUUAAGCUAUAAUUCUUUACCAAAUUACUUACUUUCUUCAUUUAAAUGACGUGAAAUGAUGAAACAAACAAUCCCGAUUAAUUUGAAUCAGAAAAAAUAGAUUGGAAAUCAAAAUCUUAGAUUUUGUUCAGUAAACCACACUUUUUCCAGUUUCAAAUCGUAGAUGGCAGCAAGACAGAGUCCAGUUCAUCUCAAGUCGUUGCUGCCAAAGAUAGCUCAAAAUUUGACGUUUCGAUUUUUAUUGUAUUUUUUUCAAACUAACACUUAUUAUGGUUUUCUAAAAUUCCAACAUAAAUAAGAUUUGGUCUGCGUCCCAGUGUCGAGAGGAACAAGCUAAUCAGAACAGUUUUCGAAGGAUUUGAGAUUUGUUCGCCCUUUUUUCACUGGUAGAAAAUUGCGUUUAUGAAAACCAUCCAAUUCUUGAAGCCAAAAUCCUAGAUGAUUGAUAUGACUCGGCUCCACUGUUUUCUUCAAGUUGCCAACGAUUGAUAUUCGCCAAAAUGGAUGAAUUUGUACCGCUAUAUUCCCUCAACUAGAAGUGAUAGACAGAAUCAAACGACAAAUAUUUGAAUUCAGAUUUACAUAUUCCUUCAAAACCAGUUUUCAUAGCACAUGCUUCAAAAAUUUUGUUCCCCUGUGUAAUCGAUGAAUGUGUUUUCUUCUCACCAGUUUGAUUCACACUUUCUACGGUUCAAGAUGCGUCUCCUAGUAGGGAUUGUAUUUGCGUUAAGCGCUUUUUCGUUGGAAGGAAACGCUGAAAGCGAUAGCGCCCUGACGGUUUGCUAUUUCAGCAAUUGGGCAGUUUAUCGCCAAGGUUUGGGUAGAUAUUCUGUGGACGAUAUUCCGGAGGGCUUGUGUACUCACAUUUUGUACGCUUUCGUUGGGUUUUCUAAAACAUCCCCGUUAGAGAUCACUGGAAUGACGCCGGCUGAUGAUACCGAUAGCAAUGGUCUGCGUAAAUUUUCCGAACUUCGAUCUCGCAUUCCAGACGCAAAACUUCUGGUUAGCGUAGGCGGAUGGAACGAAAACUCAACAGUGUUCUCCACGAUGAUGGCCUCGAAACCUACUCGCGUGAAGUUCGCUAGAAGUGUGGUCAAAUUGUUGGAUUCGUUUCAGUUAGAUGGGUUCAAUUUUCAUUGGCUCUGGCCAGGGAACGUGGAGCGUGGAGGAACACCAGAUGACUUGGAAAAUUUCCCAAAACUGCUCAAAGAAAUGCGCACCGCCUUCCGGCAGAAUGGCCGAAACAGACACCUUUCUGUUAUUGCACCGGUUGAAGAGUUCAGGCUGAACGAAGGAUACGAUAUCGAUGAAGUUUGCAGUCGUGUGAAUCACGUGUUCCUUAGCACGUACGAUCUAAGAGGAUCUUGGAACAACUUUACCGAUGUCCAUACUCCAAUGACAAAACGGACCUUUGAACCAAGUACAUUUGAAACAUUCAAUGUGAACGCUGGUGUUGAUUUUUGGCUCAAUGGCGGGUGCCCGUCAGAAAAAAUAAUUCUGGGUGUCGCUACGUUGGGUAGAUCGUAUAAGCUUCAAAAUUCCUUUUAUAACGGACUAGGCGCUCCAGCCAUCGGUGCUGGAUCUCCAGGAGAAUUUACGGCAUCUGACGGUUACAUGGCGUAUUAUGAGAUUUGCAGACGUCUGUCGGAUGGAUGGAAAAUGGGUCGCGAUCCGGAGGGAAAAAUACCUUACGCUACGAAAAACGACCAGUGGGUUGGAUACGACGAUGUCGAAUCUCUUAAGGAUAAAGUCAAGCUAGUCAAAGGCAAAAAAUUAGGCGGAGUGAUGGUAUAUGCGCUUGAUAUGGACGAUUUCAAAGGUGUUUGUGGAAACAAAAGAUACCCGUUAACAUCAUUUAUUUCCGCUGAGAUGAAGAAGUCACAUGGAGGUUCCAGUUCUGAUAUUAUAGAAUUUUUUUAAAGCAUUAAACUAAUUGAUGCUAGACGCGUUUACAGUUGAGUCAAAUUUUCAAUAAAAGAUUAUUUUCAAUAGACACCACA
Messenger RNA from Uranotaenia lowii, 2367 nucleotides. Its product is annotated as endochitinase-like. Gene Ontology annotation, biological process: chitin catabolic process; carbohydrate metabolic process. Lineage: Eukaryota; Metazoa; Arthropoda; Insecta; Diptera; Culicidae. Gene Ontology annotation, molecular function: chitin binding; chitinase activity. Gene Ontology annotation, cellular component: extracellular region. The transcript has 6 exons. The record is from RefSeq and is a predicted model, not a curated record. Bases 1013 to 2287 code for a protein of 424 amino acids.